CAUUAGCAAGACGAGUUCAAGUGAGCGUUUCUGCUGCUUCAAUCUCAUAAUCUAUACCUUGGAGAGUCUCUACAUUUCAUUUUGAAAUCAAAUCCGUGAUCCCUUUGACACUCUAUGCGAACUCUUGAGGCUCCACCCGAUCAUCAUCGCCAAGGCCCGUUCCUUAGUGCUCCCGAUUGACGAGAAUUACGUUAUGUGAAAAGUUUACUCCGCUUUUCUCUGCAAGCUUUCCUUGAAUAUUUGACAGCUUCCUUUGACACAAACUCGCCUCUAUCAAGUCAGUGCUUUUGAUCCGAUAUUUACACGUUACGCGUUAUCUUUUGUUACUUGGAAAGUCAUGAGAGCCGGAGCUAUAUAUCUCGUGCUUUGAGCCUUUGUUGCUCGACGUCACUUCCCCUUUUUACAAUCGGGAUAUUUUUAUUUUUACAUUCUCUAGAUUCUUUCUGGAAAUACAGUAUAUAAAGCUGGCGAGCUAUGGCAAGUUCCUUCUCUCAUGAUGGGGCCACCAUCAACAACAAUGCCGAUGCUGCUCUUGAGAACAUGGGCUACAAGAGCGAGCUUCCAAGAUCACUGAGCAUGAUGAGUAUAUUAGGAUUAUCAUUUGCCAUUAUGGCCGUUCCAUUCGGUCUCAGCACAACGAUGGCCAUUUCGUUAACAGACGGCCAAUCAGUAACUGUUUUAUAUGGCUGGAUAUUCGUAUCAAUCAUCAGUCUUAGUAUAGCAGCCUCUCUCGCUGAAAUCUGUGCUGUAUAUCCCACAUCAGGUGGUGUUUACUACUGGAGUGCAAUGCUUUCCACGAAAAAAUACGCCCCGAUCGUUUCUUGGAUCACUGGUUGGCUUACACUUGUCGGAAACUGGACCGUGACUCUAAGUAUCAACUUCUCCGGCGCCCAAUUGAUCCUCUCUGCCAUCUCUCUUUGGGACGACUCUUUUGUGGCUACGCAAUGGCAAACGGUGCUUAUGUUUUGGGGUGUCAUGUCCGUCGCUUUCCUGGUCAAUGUUUUUGGCGCCAAACAUCUAGAUCUUAUCAACAAGAUCUGUAUCUACUGGACUUCUGCUUCAGUUAUUAUCAUAGUUGUUACAAUUCUCGUCACGUCAGAUGAUCGUCGGAAUGCCGAAUUCGUCUUUACCCAUUUCGACGCUUCGGCAAGUGGAUGGCCUUCUGGCUGGGCUUGGUUCGUCGGCUUACUGCAGGCAGCUUAUACAUUGACUGGCUACGGCAUGGUAGCAGCCAUGUGCGAAGAAGUCCAAAUGCCCGAACGAGAAGUUCCCCGUGCAAUGGUUCUUUCCGUCGCCGCAGCCGGAAUCACAGGAAUCGUCUACCUGAUCCCCAUACUUUUCGUUCUCCCAGACGUCAGUCUGCUUCUCAGCGUCGCCAACGGCCAACCCAUCGGUCUCGUCUUCAAAAUCGCCACAGGUUCUGCUGGCGGUGGUUUCGGCCUCCUGUUCCUCAUCCUUGGAAUCCUAUUCUUCGCCGGCGUAGGAGCCUUAACUGCUGCGAGUCGAUGCACGUAUGCCUUCGCUCGCGACGGAGCAAUCCCUGGUUCUCGUCUCUGGGCUCGGGUCGAUAAACGGUUCGAUAUCCCGCUUUGGGGAUUGGUGCUCUCGACCGUUGUUGAUUGUAUUCUGGGCUGUAUAUAUUUCGGCUCUACAUCAGCAUUCAAUGCCUUCACUGGCGUCGCUACCAUCUGUCUUUCAGUCUCGUACGGGAUUCCUAUUCUCGUCUCUCUAAUCCGGGGCCGAAAAGCUGUUCGACACUCGACGUUUUCGCUUGGCAAGUUUGGGUUCUUCAUCAAUGCGGCGACGGUAGCGUGGAUUUCGUUGGCUAUUGUGUUGUUUUGUAUGCCGACCGCUAUUCCAGUGACGCCGACGAGUAUGAAUUACGCUAGUGUAGUGUUUAUGGGGUUUGCUUUGAUUAGUUUGAUUUGGUAUGUAAUCAGGGGUAGGAAAGAGUUCACGGGACCGCCUGUUCCGGCGGACGUUGAGCCUGAGCAGGAUGGGGAGGAUGUUAGUGGUGGGUUGGGGAGGAUCACGACGGAUGGGGAUAAGACGUUGAAUGGUGGGCUGGUGGGGAAAGAUGGCGGGAUCCAGGAGAAAUAGAUCGAUGUAGAUGAGGGUUUUCUUAUUACGAUGCUGUUAUAUCUUGAUUCGAC
Messenger RNA from Mollisia scopiformis, 2153 nucleotides. Its product is annotated as amino acid transporter-like protein. NCBI's taxonomy places the organism in Eukaryota, Fungi, Ascomycota, Leotiomycetes, Helotiales, Mollisiaceae. Gene Ontology annotation, biological process: transmembrane transport. Gene Ontology annotation, molecular function: transmembrane transporter activity. Gene Ontology annotation, cellular component: membrane. The coding region runs from base 475 to 2100 and encodes 541 amino acids. The record is from RefSeq and is a predicted model, not a curated record. The transcript is spliced from 4 exons.